AUGGCGAAGCUGCACCGGCUCAUCUCCGCCGUGCUGAGGCUGGCUGCAGCGGGAGGCGCGGCGGCCGCAGCCAUAAUCAUGGUGACCAGCCACGAGACCACCAGCUUCUUCGGCAUAGAGAUGGAGGCCAAGUACUCGUACACCCCAUCAUUCGUCUUCUUCGUGGUGGCAUUCGCUGUGGCUUUCGCCUACAGCCUGCUCGCCCUCCUCGUGCGCCCGGGGAGCACCGCCUCCAGAUUACUGCUCCUAAGCGACGUGAUGGUAGGGAUGCUGCUGACGGGCGCUGUGGCGGCCACCGGCGCGAUCUCUCAAGUCGGGAAGAGCGGCAACGAGCACGCCGGGUGGCUGCCCAUCUGCGCGCAGGUGCAGGCCUACUGCAGCCACGUGACGGGGGCGCUCAUCGCUGGCUUCGUCUCGCUGCUCCUCUACUUCCUCAUCAUCAUGUACUCCCUCCACGCCGUGGCCGAACCCCUCUGCUCCUGCCAUUAG
Messenger RNA from Miscanthus lutarioriparius, 489 nucleotides. Lineage: Eukaryota; Viridiplantae; Streptophyta; Magnoliopsida; Poales; Poaceae. The record is from the annotation of a GenBank genome assembly.